GGUCGAUAGCUCCGAUCACGUGAUUCGAUAAGAUAAUGCCGAUCUCCGAAUUCUCCGAGAACAUGAUAACGACCAGCUGACAGUUCACGCAAUCGCAUCAUCCAAGCUCUAUAUAUCACUCGUCGUCAGGAUGCAGCGGUGGAUGGGCUUAUUGCAGGUUCUCCUUUUACUGACACUCUCCAUAAACAUCGCGACAGUGCUAGCAGCCACACCAACCUCAUUCUGCAAAUGCACUUGCUUCACCAACAGCACGAUUAUUGAGCUCCGUCCCGUGGACACCUCCAGGGGCACCGACGACAACCUUCGCGAACGCUCGAUAUUCGAUCGCGCCGGCUCAGGCGAUACUAGCAGCCAUGGGCGCGCGCUGACAUGCAACGACUGCACGCGCAAAUUCUGCCUGGGAUACAAUCUGCCGAUAUGCGAAAAGGCCGAUGAGAAGGAUGUGCUGACUACGUGUUUUAAGCGAGAUUCAAGAAAAGAUGAGACAGUGGUGUUUAUUUUUAUUUUCGCGACUGCUGGUCUUCUGACUUGGGCAGCGGUCAAGCCGUGGGCCGAGCGAUGGAUAGAGGCUGCGCGGGACCGCAGAAGCUACAUCCCAGUGUCCAAUCAAAAUACGAAUCAAUAGCGACGUUAUGUUAUGCUUUAUAUUCAUGUGCGACUUCAGCGUGUUUCCUGUUUUCUACUUGGCU
Messenger RNA from Talaromyces proteolyticus, 689 nucleotides. RefSeq lists its product as uncharacterized. The record is from RefSeq and is a predicted model, not a curated record. The coding region runs from base 131 to 625 and encodes 164 amino acids. The transcript is spliced from 5 exons. Lineage: Eukaryota; Fungi; Ascomycota; Eurotiomycetes; Eurotiales; Trichocomaceae.